This is a messenger RNA of Miscanthus lutarioriparius, 3219 nucleotides long. Lineage: Eukaryota; Viridiplantae; Streptophyta; Magnoliopsida; Poales; Poaceae. The record is from the annotation of a GenBank genome assembly.
AUGGCCUCGGGGACGGGGAACUCGCCGCCGCCGGCGCACGAGGAGGAGCAGGUGCUGGAGGGAGAGGACGCAUUCGAGAUACCCAGUAAGAACGCGUCGCACGAUCACCUGCGACGGUGGAGGCAAGCUGCUCUGGUGCUCAAUGCUUCUCGUCGUUUUAGAUACACUCUAGACCUGGAAAGGGAGGAAGAGAAAGAGAACUUAAGAAGAAUCAUACGAUCCCAUGCACAAGUGAUACGAGCAGUAUUUCUUUUCAAGGAGGCUGGCCAGAAGAACCUAGGAGAGUAUUGCACUAGCAUAAAAGAUGAGACGCUCUCUCAGAGAUUUUCAGUUGAUCUGAAAAAACUCAAAAUGCUGAACAGAGACCAUGACGCUGUAAUAUUCCAGGAGGUUGGAGGGGUUAAGGGGCUUUCAGAUUUACUAAAGAGUGACUUAGACAGAGGAGUUAGUCCAGAUGAGAAUGAAUUGAUGCGGAGGAGAGAUAUUUUUGGGGCAAACACAUAUCCACGCAAGGAAAGAAGAAGCAUCUGGCAUUUUGUAUUUGAAGCCUGUCAGGAUUUAACUCUUGUAAUUCUAAUGGUAGCUGCUGCUAUAUCAUUAUCACUGGGCAUGGCAACAGAGGGUGUAAAAGAUGGAUGGUAUGAUGGUGGAAGCAUAUUUUUUGCCGUCUUCCUUGUGAUAUUCGUUACAGCAACCAGUGAUUAUAGACAAUCACUUCAGUUUCAACAUCUGAAUGAGGAGAAACGAAACAUACAAGUUGAGGUCAUCAGAGGUGGUAAGAGAUUAGUAGCUUCAAUAUUCGACCUUGUUGUUGGUGACGUGGUUCCCCUCAAAAUCGGUGACCAAGUUCCUGCAGAUGGUAUACUGAUAUAUGGUCAUUUUCUUGCAAUUGAUGAAUCGAGUAUGACAGGGGAAUCCAAAAUUGUUAAUAAGGACCAAAGGGCCCCUUUCUUGAUGUCCGGUUGCAAGGUUGCAGAUGGUUAUGGCUCUAUGCUGGUAACUGGUGUGGGUAUCAAUACUGAAUGGGGUAUGAUGAUGGCCAACCUUUCAGAGGAUACUGGUGAAGAAACCCCAUUACAGGUACGCUUGAAUGGUGUUGCUAAUCUUAUUGGUAUUGUGGGUUUGUCGGUUGCUGGUGCUGUCCUCGUCGUCCUCUGGCUAAGGUAUUUUACUGGACAUACCAAGAAUCCAGAUGGGACUACCCAAUUUUUGGCUGGAACAACAGGUGUAAAACAGGGAUUUAUGGGGGCAAUUAGAAUUUUGACAAUUGCUGUGACUAUUGUGGUUGUUGCUGUGCCUGAAGGACUUCCUUUAGCAGUAACAUUGACUCUUGCAUAUUCAAUGAGGAAGAUGAUGCGAGACAAGGCUCUGGUGAGACGGCUCUCAUCUUGUGAAACAAUGGGAUCAGCAACCACUAUUUGCAGUGACAAGACUGGAACUCUUACCAUGAAUAAGAUGACAGUUGUUGAAGCGUAUUUGGGUGGGAAAAAAAUGGAUCCUUAUGAUAAUGCCAGCACGAUGUGCACCAGUGUGACAGAUCUAUUAAUUGAAGGAAUUGCACAGAACACAACAGGGACUGUGUUUAUGGCAGAGGAUGGAGGAGCUACGGAAGUUACUGGCUCACCAACUGAAAAAGCAAUUCUUUCUUGGGGCCUUAUGAUUGGGAUGGACUUCAAGGAUGUGAGAUCAAAAUCUUCAGUUCUUCAUGUUCUCCCAUUCAAUUCAGAGAAGAAGCGUGGUGGUGUGGCUUUGCAAGUGUCAGAUACAGAGUUUCACAUUCAUUGGAAAGGGGCAGCGGAGCUACUAUUAGCAUCUUGCCGAAGCUGGCUUUCUACUGAUGGUUCUGUUCAGCCAAUGAAUUCCAUCAAGCAUAGCGAAUUCAAGAAAUCGAUUGAUGAUAUGGCAGUGAGUUCAUUGCGUUGUGUAGCUUUUGCAUAUUGCCCCUGGGAAUCCAAAAUGGUCCCAACGGAAUCUCUAGAUAAGUGGAAGUUGCCUGAGGAUGAUCUGACUCUUAUUGGGGUGGUCGGGAUAAAGGAUCCCUGUCGCCCAGGAGUGAGGAAUGCUGUGCAAUUAUGCAAUACUGCUGGUGUAAAGGUACGCAUGGUCACAGGAGAUAAUGUUGGAACAGCAAAGGCCAUUGCUGUGGAGUGUGGAAUAUUAGACGCAAAAGAUGCUGCAUCAGAACCUAAUGUAAUAGAAGGAAAAGUGUUCCGCGAGAUGUCUGAAACUGCACAAGAAGAUAUUGCUGACAAAAUUACAGUAAUGGGAAGAUCUUCCCCAAAUGACAAACUUUUGCUUGUUCAAUGUUUAAAAAGAAAGGGCCAUGUUGUAGCUGUUACUGGUGAUGGCACAAAUGAUGCUCCUGCAUUACAUGAGGCUGAUAUAGGUCUUUCAAUGGGAAUAUCAGGAACAGAAGUUGCCAAGGAAAGCUCAGACAUUAUAAUCUUAGAUGAUGACUUCACCUCAGUGGUCAAGGUUGUUCGAUGGGGCCGGUCUGUUUAUGCAAAUAUUCAGAAGUUUAUCCAGUUCCAACUUACUGUUAAUGUUGCUGCCCUAGUUAUAAAUGUGGUUGCUGCUGUGUCCUCCGGGGAUAUUCCUCUGAAUGCUGUUGAGCUUCUUUGGGUGAACCUUAUUAUGGACACACUCGGAGCUCUUGCAUUAGCAACCGAACCACCAACAGACAACCUAAUGAAGAGGCGUCCCGUCGGUCGAAGGGAACCUCUUGUCACAAACGUUAUGUGGAGAAACCUUUUUAUCCAGGCACUGUACCAGAUAGCAGUUCUUCUCAUAUUCAAUUUUGAUGGCAAAAGGAUUCUUCGUUUACAGAAUGAAAGUUGGGAGCAUGCUGGGAAAAUUAAAAAUACCUUUGUCUUUAAUGCAUUUGUCUUUUGCCAAAUCUUCAAUGAGUUCAAUGCUCGCAAGCCUGAAGAGAAGAAUGUCUUCAAGGGAGUUACAAACAACCAACUUUUUAUGGCCAUAGUUGGUGCAACUACCGUGCUUCAGAUCUUGAUGAUUGAGUUCCUCGGGAAGUUCUUCGAUACUGCUAAACUUAAUUGGAGACUAUGGUUGCUGUCAGUGGCUAUUGGCGCAGUGAGUUGGCCUCUCGCCUAUCUUGGGAAAUUCGUCCCUGUGCCUGUCAGGCCUUUACAGAGCUACUUCAAGCAUUGUUCUUGUCGUAGAGGACCACACCGAGAUGAAGAGCAAGGCGGCAAGAGCUGA